This is a messenger RNA of Dermacentor andersoni, 4601 nucleotides long. It is a transcript of the gene Ube3a, whose product is annotated as ubiquitin protein ligase E3A. The record is from RefSeq and is a predicted model, not a curated record. Gene Ontology annotation, biological process: protein polyubiquitination. Lineage: Eukaryota; Metazoa; Arthropoda; Arachnida; Ixodida; Ixodidae. Gene Ontology annotation, molecular function: ubiquitin protein ligase activity.
CAGCCGUGCAACGUCCCUUGAUCAGGCACCGCCGUCAUUAAAAGAAAGGAAACCUCCAGUUGUUAUUCAAAGCUUGUCGAUCAGAUGCUCUGAAAAGGACCAGGCUUGAUGAAUUGAAAGGAAGCGACUGCAAACUGGGGACCUAUGAAUCCAAACAAGCGCCGAGACAGGGAGACAGGGCGAGCAUCCGGAGGCCAAGACAACUCCAAGAAGCUGGCAGUAAAAGAACUCAUAGAGCGUUACUACUACCAGUUGACGGAGGGCUGUGGUCGUGAGGGCUGCUCCAACGAGAACUGUGCUUCCAGCGGCCGGUUGCAUCGCCUGUCGCCAAAUGAGGCUGCCGCCCGAGCCCUCCAUCUAAUGAUGGCCAAGGCGGCACUCUGUGACAGAGCUGCCUCCAACCACACUGUAGAGCUUGCGACCGAAGCAUCUUCAUGUAGGUUAAGUGAUCAGUGUAGCAAUGCCACAUCAGCAUGCGGCGAAGGUGCGACAUCAGCGGAACCCGCUGGAGCAUCGCAGGAGAUGGAGUUGGACUCUGAGUGCACUGCAAACCGAUCUCCAAUUGUCUCCGAAACAAUAACACAAAGUGAAAAAAGUGCAAAUGGUGCAAGCAUCACCACAACAGUUCUUGCAGCCUCAAGCUUAAGGGAUGACCUACGCCCUCAGGACAUGGAAAUUGACCUGUACUGCACCUUCAAUGAUAGCAGCCCACUAACAGUCCUGCCGAAGAAGCUGAUGAGCGUAAAGAACACCCUUUCCCCACAGGAAAAGCCUGCCACCUCUGGAAUAACAGCACCGGCAGAGAUGGCUCCAAAGGCUCCGCGGACAUAUCGCAUGCUGACUGAGGAACUCCUCCUUGGCCUGGUGUCUGAAUGUCGCUCCUGCGGCAACUACACACCCCUCAUCCAUGCGCUGGGCCAGGUGUUCUCACGGGAGAAGUUCCUCAAGCGCAGCUUUCCACGGAGGCUGUCGCCUUCUUCAGAGGACGGAGGCCUGACCAAGGAAGACCUGCGAACUAUGGAGGGUGACAUGGACAAGGACCAGGACUCGCUUGAACUGGAAGGUGGAACGGUAGCUCACGAUAGCGAUGACAUGCUUGUGGAGGCCGGUCUGUCGGAAGCGGUGCCUGACGGUGUGUCUAGGAAUGUUGCAGCUAUGUUAAAGGAACUCAAUGGAUUGGUGAACCAGGAUAUUCCAGUGGAUGUAGAGUCUGUCAGGAGGUCCUAUGAUGUCUUGUUUUCUAUACCAGACCUCCCUUUUCUCGACGCAUUAGUGAAUGCCAUUAUGAUCCUCUGUGAAAACCUGGAAAUUGGCCUCAAGUACCACAAGGCAUACCAGAGGGACCCCAGUUUGCUGUCAGUGUUUGUGGUGUUGCUGGAGCUUCCGCUGCUCGAGGGACCCCUGUGCGGGAGUGCGCUGCAUGCACUGUGUCGAGCCUGUGCCCUGCUGCCGCCAGAGGCCCAGGCGCGGCUGGCCAAGCAAUGGGGAGCCCAGUGCCCUCCCCACAGGCUGCGCAACACCCUCAACGCACUGCAUCAGGUGCUGACGGCACGCGUCAUUGAGGGACACUUUGGCCGAGACUUUGGCGUGGCCGACGAUGAGCUGCUGGUGGCCUCCAUCAAGACUAUGAAAAUUCUGUUCAUGUCCAACGUGCUUGGAGGCGAGCUAGAGCAGUGUAGAGAUGAUGACGACGAAGUACUCGCCACAGACGAUGGUCGGCCCAAGGACCCAUCUCAGAUGCUCAAGGAUGACCCACUGUGUGACCUGCUGGGUGUCAAGGUGGCUGACUGCCGCAAGCCACUCAUACCAUGGGAAGAGUUUUACAAUGAACCCCUGAGCGAGCAGCUGGAAACAGACCGAGGGUUUGUGCACUCUCGAGGGGCCAACACCAAGGAGGGCCACUUCUCCUUCCUGGGCCACGCUUUUGUUCUGACUCCCGCAGUGAAGGCGCUGGGCCUGUAUUAUGACAACCGCAUCCGCAUGUACAGCGAACGACACCUGUCGGUUAUUCAAAUGUUGGUGGGUGGUGCACCAGCUAACCCUUACCUUCGGCUCAACGUGCGCCGCGAUCACCUCAUCGACGAUGCACUUCACAGGCUAGAGUUGGUCGCCAUGGAGAGCCCGUCAAGCCUGAAGAAGCAGCUGGUAGUGGAGUUUGAAGGGGAGCAGGGAAUUGACGAAGGUGGUGUGUCUAAGGAGUUUUUUCAGCUUGUUGUGGAGGAGAUCUUCAACCCUGACAUAGCGAUGUUCACUCUGAACGCUGAGACCCUAACGUACUGGUUCAACCCGACGUCUUUCGAGAGUGAUGCUCAAUUCAAGUUGAUUGGGAUCAUUUUGGGCCUGGCCAUCUACAACAACGUCAUCUUGGACGUGCACUUCCCCAUGGUCGUCUACCGGAAACUGCUGGGACGCAGGGGCACCUUCCAUGAUCUUCAGGACUGGAAUCCUAGCUUAGCAAAUGGCUUGCAACAGCUGCUGGACUACAAAGGGGAUGACAUGGAAGAAGUUUUUGUCCAGAGCUUUAGAAUAACCUACAAGGAUGUGUUUGGCACCGUGCUCUCCCACGACUUGAAGGAAAAUGGCGACACCGUUCUAGUCAACCAGGACAACAAAUGGGAAUUUGUUGACCUGUACACAGACUUUUUGCUCAACAAGAGCAUAGAAAAGCAGUUCCGUGCAUUCCGUCGCGGUUUCUUGCUCGUGACUGAUGACUCCCCCUUGGAGAUGCUUUUCCGGCCAGAGGAAGUGGAACUGCUUGUCUGUGGCAGCAAGAAUUUUGACUUUAAUGCGCUCGAAGAGUCGACCGAGUAUGACGGUUACACAGCCAACAGUCCUAUCAUAAGGCAUUUUUGGGAGCUGGUGCAUGAGUUCAGCCAGGAACAAAAGCGAAAGCUGCUUCAGUUUGCGACGGGCAGUGACCGGGUGCCCGUGGGAGGCCUCUCGAAGCUCAAGCUGGUGAUUGCGCGCCAUGGUACGGACUCGGAAAGGUUGCCAACAGCGCACACCUGCUUCAACGUGCUUCUCUUGCCUGAAUACUCUUCCAAGGAGAAGCUGGCUGACCGCCUGCUCAAAGCCAUUAACUACUCGAAGGGAUUUGGCAUGUUUUAAUGGCCGUCCCCAAGCCUGACUGCGUACUUCAUCUUGUACCAUUGAUGAAUUUUCUCUCCCUUCCUGCAUCCACAAGUGUGCUCAGCUGGAGCCUUUUUUUUUCCGUGCAUGUGGGACAUCGCUUUUCACGCCUUCUGUCCAACUGCAAUGUAGGCACAGAGGAACAGGGUGCCUGCCUAUUACAUGACGGUUAGACAUAAAGGCUACUUACACUCAGCUGUGCAAAAAGACAGUCACGCUUACCUGCGCUUGCCUCACUUCUGUGGCCAUAGCCUUUCUAUAGUGAGGAACCAUGGAGUGAAGAAUGUUGCUUUGUUCUACGAGAACCAGAACCAGAAGCGUGCUUGCUUUUAUUAGCUUUUAGUUGUUCAGAUGAUGUGUUGAAAUGGCUGCUGAGGGGAGUAAAGCAUUGGAAGUGUCAAAGACGAUUGAAUUUGCAUUCAGGUGGAUGUAAUGAUGCCUUCAGAAAUAAUAGGUAGCUCUGGGCUUAGAAGGAAAACCUUUUUACCACAGCCCAUAAAUUCGGUGUGGUUUGCUGCUUUUGUAUGACCAUACAGUUUCCACGUUUCUAAGAGGGCAAUAUGAAUGGCUUGCAUGUUCUUUUCUUUUUCAACGCAAGUUUCUCUACGUAUCUUAGUAUACAGGCUGCGAAUACGUAAAUUUCGUGACCUUGGAAGCUGGAAAUAUGUGCAUGUAGUCGCCAGUUUUGUCACCAUAUACACUUUCUAGAGCCACAUUGCCGGGUAACCAGAGGAGACAGAAGUUGAUGUCUGGUUGAGUUACGACACUGCAUUGCAACGUCUGAACAUGAGCAUAACUUUUUUUGUCUAGCAUAACAGUUGGCUGCUUCCAUUUCGUCCUGCAAUCUUUUGUGCGUUGUCCUGAAAGGUUAUUGUUGUCUAUGGAGCCACUCAGAAGAGCCAUGGUGUGUAUUAGAAGGUUCAUGGAUAGGAACAAAAGAGUCAUGUGUGCUGUAAUUUUGUCACUUGUAAAUUUGUUUUUUUGUACAUAUACAAUGCAGAAAGCCGUAGGAUCGCAGAGUGCGAAACCCUCCUUUCGGGAAGUAGCUAGCAAUGUUAACCUCUUUGAAGGCCUUUCCCAAGGAUGUGACAUCGAGUAGCGAGAUGCGGUUAGUUUUUAUUUUCACCUUGUGUGCAGUAAUAAGAAUGUUUUCUACAUACUGUGUACACAUAUAUACAUAACGCUUGAAGGAUUUCAUGAUUCUGAAUUUGAUUACAAUGUUCCCUGAUAUCCUUUAGGAGGGAGCUCUGAGGAAGCAAAUUUUUCAACAGAAUGGGUUGAGGGUGACUUCCGUUUACCAUCACUGUUUUUGUUUUUUCAGUUCAAGAACAGAGUACCCUAGUUGCAGGGAGAUAAUUGGUUAUUGCAAGCGAGGCACAUUGUCGACAGGUUGCCAAUAAACUUGACCAUCUGUCAGACAUUGUGCUUGUAUUGACAUCAUGUUAAGUGAAAUAAAGUCAGUUUCUUUUGUU